AUGGAUAAACUCGAUAAAAUAAUUGAAUAAUUAGAUGAAUUAGAAAUUAGUCAGAAACAUAGAGAAGAUUAGAUCAAGCGUAAUCAAAGCUCUUCCUUACUCAAGAUACCUAAAGUAAAAUAAAUUAAUUAAAAAAAGGUGAUACUAAUUUAAAGAAUCUGUGGAUUUUUGAAUGAUCAAGAUCUAUAUAGAUUUACAGCAACUUGUUCAACAAUGAGAAAGAUAAUGUUUUGCCCUUUAGGAUUUAAGUUAUUAUCGCUAAGUAGAAAUGCUCAACAUAUUGUGGGAGGAACAAAAUAGCAAUAACAAAUGAUUAAAAAAGAAAAAUAAGAGGUUGUUUCAAGUGGAAGCAUUUCUGGAAAUAAUAGUGUUUUUGAUUCAGAAGAAGAUGCUUUGGCUUAAUUAUAAGCUUUGAAAUCUGUGAAAGAGUUUCUAACUUCUAAAUUAUAAUCAUCUUAAGCAUAAAUAUAAAAUCUAGAGGAUUUGAUAAAUGAUUCUUAAGACACAUUAAAAUAUGAGAAAUCAGUUAAUCUAAAAUUAUAAUCUAAAAUUAACAUACUUUAAAAUCAACUCUCUAUUUCUGAACUAUAAAGACAAGAUGUUAAAGAAAAUUUGUCAGAAUUGAAUUCUAAAUACAAUAAAAUAGUAAUACUUAUAUCAAAUUAAGAUUAGCUAAAUGGAAUAAGAUAGAGUAGUACUUCAAGAUGACAAAGACAAACUUCUGGGUCAUAAAAAGGUGCUAAUAUAGGAAGUUUAUAGAUUAAGAGGAUAGGUUUCUUAAAUGGAAGAGGAUCAGAAUAAUUAUCAAUCAGCCUUAAAAUAAGUUCGAGCAUUUAUGGAUACGAUUGAAUUAAAACCAAUUUGAUUACAUGAUUUGAUUAAUUUUAUAUCUAUGCAAGC
Paramecium sonneborni is the source of this 900-nucleotide messenger RNA. Lineage: Eukaryota; Ciliophora; Oligohymenophorea; Peniculida; Parameciidae. The record is from the annotation of a GenBank genome assembly.